Gadus chalcogrammus (walleye pollock) is the source of this 4014-nucleotide messenger RNA. RefSeq names its product GRB2 associated, regulator of MAPK1-like (gene garem2). The record is from RefSeq and is a predicted model, not a curated record. NCBI's taxonomy places the organism in Eukaryota, Metazoa, Chordata, Actinopteri, Gadiformes, Gadidae. Bases 108 to 2324 code for a protein of 738 amino acids. The transcript has 7 exons.
GCUGCCUGUUGCAAAAAAAAAUGGCGAGGCCCCUGGCCCCUCGGUCCGCAUCAGCCCCGGGAGUGCUCGGAGUCUCCGGUCCCGUGAGCCCGUUAUGACUCGGGAGGAUGGAGAAGCUGUCGGCGAGCCUGUCGGAGAUCGCGUGGAGCCCGUUGGCCCUGCCGCUGGACGCGGUGGUCAGCAAGUUCCGGUUGCCUACUUUGGUCCGUCUAGCCCACGGUGAGUGUGUGGAGGGCCUUGCGGAGGAGGACGUGGUGCUGCUCCACUCGUGCCGCCAGUGGACCACGGUGACGGCCCACAGCCUCGAGGAGGGACACUACGUCAUCGGUCCCAAGAUAGACAUCCCACUCCAGUACCAGGGGAGGUUCAAGCUGCUGGACGAGGACCGUGACGUGCGCGACCCCGUGCAGUACUUCUGCAGCGUGGAGGAGGUGGCCGCCGCCUUCCCCGACCGCGUCUUCGUCAUGGAGGCCAUCACCUUCAGUGUCAAGGUGGUGUCCGGGGAAUUCAGCGAGGACAGCGAACAGUACAGCUUCACUCUGCAGGCUGGGGAUGAGCUGUCACUCAUGGGGAAGGCGGAGCUCCUGUGUGCCACGCCCUCUCGGGAGAAGAGUGGACUGAGCGCGCUCCUCAGGCGGCUGGGCAAGACGCCCCGAAGUAAAACCCCGUGCCUGGUCUGCAUGAACCACCGCACCAACCAGAGCCUGAGCCUGCCCUUCGCCUGCCGCGGCCGCUUCUGCACGCGCUCCCCGCUGGAGCAAGGCAUGCUGGGCACCGAGCACACGGUGCGCAGCGUCAUCGAGCGCGUGCGCCUCCCCGUCAACGUGUCGGUGCCGGCGCGGCCGCCGCGCAACCCCUACGACCGGCACGCCGUGCGCGAGGGCCACCGCUACAAGCUGCUCAACAUCGUCAGCAAGACGGUGGUGCUGUGCCUGGUGCUGCGGCGGCAGGAAGUCUCGCCCUCCCACUUCCUGCUGCUGCGCUGCAUGCCCCGCUUCGCCGUGGCCGAGGCCUCCGUGCACGCGGCGGCGCUGGAGAGCCUGCUGCUGCGCCACGCCUUCGACGCCGACGCCUACUCACGCGCCGUGAGGGAGACGCGGCCCGAGCUGGAGGGCGUGGCCGAGGAGUGCGUGAGCCCGCGCCGCUCCGGGGGCGUCUGCGUGUCGGACGCGCUGGGCCCCGCCCUGCACCGCAUCGCGCUCUGCGGCUACGGCGGCGGCAGCUACGGCGGCGGCGUUAGCAAUAACGGCGGCGGUGGGGGUGGCGAUGCGUCGGAGGCGCUGUCCCGCCGCUGCAGGGUCUCGCUGGGGGAGGCGCCCCUGGAGGAGCGGGAGUACACGACGCCCGAGUGGUCCGACGCCGAGAGCCGGGCCGGGGAGGAGAUCCCCUAUGAGGAGCUGUGGACCAAUCAGAACGCAGAGGGCCUGGGCAAGGAGCCCAACCUCAUCGCCUUCCACUCCUCCUCCUCUAUGGACGGAAUCCUGGGCACCGUGGUGACCAGCGUGGUGUCAGCCCCGCCCCCCAUACCACCAAAGUCAGACGCUGUGAGAGAGGAGUGCCGGUUCCUCAUCGCCCCUCCCAUCCCUCCUCGCUGUUCUAAAGCGGAGUGUGUGUCCAGCCCGGCCCCCAGCCCCCCCGUCCCCCCGCGCUUCCCCAAGCUCUCCGCCUCCCCCCGACCCAACAGGUCCUUCUACUCCUCAGGCCUGCAGGACAGUUUGUCCCCCUCUCCAGACAACUCCCUGUACUGCUACCCUUGCUCCUGGGGCGACUGCCCCGCCCCCUUGCCCGCCCAACCAAGCCCUGAGCCAAUCCCCAGCCUCCCUGCCGGGGGAACGUCCAAUCCGCACCCGGCCCAGGCCACCUGGUCCGAGCCCUGGCUGGAGUCGUACAGCUCCGGUCCUCGCCUCAGGCCGCCACCCCCUCAGAGCCGAUUCGCUCCCUUCGGAGCGCUAAAUCCCUUCAACCGCCAAUCCCCAUGCCCGUCCCCCGAGCCCCCGGCCAAUCCUGCGACAGACAGCUCCCGAGGUGCGGAAGGGGGCGGGACUUCGAUGGGAGGGGGCGGGGACACGUCGCUGGCCCUGGCCGGCGACCCCGCCUGGCGGCCCCCCGCCGACCUCUCUGCUCUCUCAUUGGAGGAGGUGUCCGCCUGCCUGCGGUUCAUCGGCCUAUCGGAGGCGGCGGUGGGCGUGUUCCAGCGGGAGCGCAUCGACGGCCGCCUCCUGGUGCAGCUUACCGAGGACAUCCUGUCACAUGACUUCCACCUGAGCAGACUGCACGUCACCAAGAUCACACAGUUCAUACAGGGCUGGCGGCCCAAGAUAUAACACACACACACACACACACACACACACACACACACACACACACACACACACACACACACACACACACACACACACACACACACACACACACACACACACAGACACACACAUCAACACUACACAGCCUACACUGUCCUUAAUAAUGUGCCUGUUGGCCACUGAGCCAUUCUGAAUGUGCCUUUUACUGGGAUCAACCAGCUGUGAAGGCCUGGUUACUGGAGCACGCCUUACGGCCGGUGUGAGAAGCUGUCCUUGGACGGGCUGCUAUAGGGGGGCCCGUGCCUCCAUAACUCAUAAUGACUGAGAGUCUGCUGCACAACACAAGGAGACAGGGACUAUAGUUUACUAAUAAAGAAGGACGGCUGGAGACUAGUGAUGUGGUAGCGUAUCUACAGUUAGUGUUUCGACCUCUUCAGUUGCUGCUGGGAAAAAUGAACAAAGUGAUGUUGCCUGGAUUACCGUGGGUGGAAUGGAAGAACAACAUGUGCUGUGAAGACGGUGAGAGGAUUAGGUUGAUAGAGAUGUAUUGGUUUUGUGUUGGGCGUACGAUUAUAAACCACACGAGAGAAAUCUGAGCCGUGCGAAAUGCAUUAGCUGACCUUUUUUUUUUUUAAGCCAGCAAUCUUGUCGAUCGGCACUUGAGUGUCAAUAAAUAGAUAUAAACAAACAUCCUGUCAAUUCGACAGGAUGUCUCCUCUUUUGUCAAAGAGGAGACGUCUUACAGAGAAAGGGGUGGUGCGGGUUGAAAAUACACUGCGACACUGCCUUGGUACACUCUGGUAGGCAGGCAGAGCGGCAAGAUCCACCAAAUGGCUGGAUCUAAUACAAUUUCCCAUAGUUCACAAUUAGAGUUCUCAGAAGGACUCUCAGGCUGCCAUUCCUGCCACUGAAGACUUCCACGGGACAAUAAAGAUGUGACGCUCAAAUGUGUUCCGUGCAACAGGAAAAAAAACGCAGGGAUUCUUUGACAGAAAGUUACGCUACCAUCGCGGAAAUCGGUGGCUCCUUGGAAAAACAAAGGCAUGAUUAAUGCCCAAACCUGGAUGGUUUGGAUCAAACUAUUUCACAGUGGGGUCGUUUUAGGAAGAACACAGGAGUUUAACUAAUUAUGGGUCUCUUCCUUUUGUAUACCAGUGCACAGGCACUAGACUCAUCUUUACUAUGUUAGUUGGUGCUGGUUCAAAACCUGAGCAGGCCCCUAAAUAGUGUUGUGCAUUACAUUGAGUUUGUCCUACAGCGACUCCUCAGUGUAAAGGGAAUAUAAAGGGGCCAGGGGUUCCGGGAAGUGGAUGAGCUCGGGAGCCUUCCCCCAGCCCUCCAUACUGACUCCAGGCUGUGUGGACAACGUUUCUUGCCGUUGUGAUGCUGGUACGGGCCAUCGUUGUGCACUUGGUGGAGAUGCUGGUGAACCCCCAGGGACUGGUGUACACAUAUUACAGCUGACUGGUGUUCAUGGAAACAAGACUUAUCAAGUAUGCUGCUGGAAUAAUAAAUAAUAAGGUUAUAAUAACGUUUCGUUUUUACACGCUGUUGAUUAUUAAAUACACUUAAGUGAGAGGAAAUGUAUGAAAUACGCAAGUGUGCAUGCACAUGCAUAUUCAUAUCUACAGAAAUUAUAUACGGGAAAUAAACAGUCUGAUGUCACUCAACAACCACAACUCAGACUAAUAACAUAUUAAUGGGUUAUGAU